GCUGUUUGUAAACAAAUUUUUUAAUUAAAAAGUGUUUAAGCCAUGUCCCUGUUUCCCGCCUAUGGCGGGGGAGAGCCUCCCGCAGCCACAGAAGCUACUGCAACCUCGAGCACCGCCUGGAAGAGCAACAAGAGUUACGAAAAGGAAAUGCCAAAUGUUGGCCGGGAAAUCAUCGAGCAAACCCACAUCAGUUCUGAUGAUUCCUUCUCCUCCUCCGGCGAAGAGGAGACUCCACCGCCCAAGGAGUCUGUGCACCAGCUGCGCCUGGAAUUCGAUGCCCGAAGCGAUGGCUUCUACGUUGACAAGAAAGGCAACAAUAGCCUGCGAACGGUUAGAACUCUGACCAAACCCACCCGGCCGCAUUACAAGCGCCGGCUACCUCAUCUCCUGGAUAACAGCCAGGUCCAGGCCAAGCUCUGGCCUCGCUCCAAGCUACAACGCUACACAAAGCUAGCGCCUGUGCCGUCGGAGAGUGGUCCCACGCCGGAGGAGAUAGCCAAACUGCAGGCCCAACUCAUGGACACCAAGGUGCUGGUCCAGCGUGAGCCGCAGCAUUUGGAGCACUGGCUGCAGCUGCAUCGUCUGCUGGAGCUCAAUCUGGACAAGGCCAAUCGGCUGGCGGUAUCCGAGCACCAGCUGCACACCCUGGAAACGGCCCUGGGCCAUCAUCCCUCCAACGAGCGGCUACUGCGUUUGUACACGGAAACGGCCAGUGCUGCCUAUCCGGCCAGUGAGGUGGCCGUUCGCCUGGAGGCUAUGCUGCAGCAGAGCCCCUUUGUGUUUAGUUUGUGGAGCAGCCUGAUCAUGGCCACCCAGGGUACCAUGGCGCGUUGCAAUGUGCCGGAUGUGCUGCGCAUUUACGAGGACAGCAUGCGUCGCAUGCAUCUGGGGCAUACGGACACCUCCAGCCGGCAGCUGGACACCGUGGACACGGACAAGAUAAUGCUGGAUCUGUUCCACAACUGUGUGCUCUUCCUUCGGCAGUCGGCGAAUAAUAAUCAUGUUUUCGCUUUGCUGCGCCUGGCCUUGGAGCUGAACUUUCCCGGAUUGACGGUGGACUGUCUGGAGGCGCGGGCCGCCGAUGAGCUGCCGCUGAUUGAGUUCGAGGAGCUGGUGCUGCAGUCGGGCAUGCCGCUGCCGGAGAUUUGGACACGGGUGGAGCGACUGCGUCAGGCGUAUAACUUUUUGCCGUAUCCGCAGAUGCAGCAUUCGUCGACGGAUGCCGUGGAGGGAGGACUGGAUCCGCAGCGUUUCAUCUUUAGCGACGAUGUCUGCCACUACAUAUACCCGCUGAAGGCCCCGGGAAAUCGGCUGCAGCUGCUCCUCCUGGUGGUGCAGCUGACCAAGAUGCCGCUGGUGCGCAGCGACUGCCUGGCAGAGAAGCUGAGCAAGCGCAUCGACGCUCAGCUGGGUGACUCGGAGGCCAUUGAGAUGCUACUCGCUGGCCUGGCUGAUCGGAGCUCCUAUGCUUUGCCACCGACUGACCAAGACCACGACUUCCUCUCGGCCCUGCUGGACUUGAGCCGGGAGUUGUGCGUCACGCCCAGCUUUAUGCCGCACUGCCUGGGCAGUGAUCUGUAUGCGGCCACCAUAGGUGGGCUGCUCCUCAAGUGUAGCGAGGCCUUUCAAGGGGAUGAGGAUAAGCGUCGGCUCUUUGUGGUCCUGUGGCUGCGCUUCCAGCGACUCCAGCUGGUGCUGCACAAGCUAACGGGUAAGCUGACCGAGCAGUACCUCAAGGAGAGCCGCUCCCGCAUACGCAAGAUGUUUAGCCUGGAGCAGAAUCGCCACGUCUUCCGCUUCUACACCGAGCUGGCCAUGUGCGAGUUCGAGGUUUUGGAGCGCGACGAUGAUCCUGUUCGAGCCUUUAGCAUAUUCCGCACCCUGCUGGCUAAGCAGGAGGAGGAGGAGGAUGAUGUUUCCUUUGGCUCUCCGGAUGUCCUGCAUGCUUAUUUGAUUUAUGCGGAAAUGCUAAUCUCGCGGAAUUCCCACGACCAGGCUUUGCAGCUACUCUACCGCAUCUGCAUGGGUCGGGCCAACGGCAGGAUGUGCCACAGCCUGGAUGAGAUUACCAGCCGGGAACAGAUCAACAUGGAGAUAUUGGCCUUGGACGGAAUGCCGCAGGAGAUGCCCCUGGAGGAGUACUUUCAGCCCCACAGGCUGCUCAUCCUCUUGCGAGCCCACUGUCUGGCCUGGAACCUGGAGCAUCGCAGCGCCGAAACGAAUGUCCUGCUCGAUCGUUUGCUGGCCAAGCAGCUGAGCUUCGCAGCCACCAGGAACAGUGAACGCAGGCGUUUCUUCCGUGAGCAGGUCCUGGAAAUGCAGCUAGUGCUGAGCCAGCUGCGGGUGCCGGAGAAGCCUCUGGCGGAGAAAGCCUUUACAAGUAAAAAUCAAGUGGUGCAGCUAGUAGAGCAGGGACUCCACGAAUAUCCUCGCAACCUGGUCUUCCUGCAGCGCUGGGCCACCUUCGGUACUUUGCAGUGGCACAAGCUGCGCGCCCGCAUCAUACGCACCCAGGCCGGCAUCCUGUCGCUGCUCCAUUUGGUCAUUGCCGCUCGCUGUCGGUUCGCCAGGAUCCUGGACCAUGACCAGCAGCAAAGCCAUCCCGAGCUGCGCAGCCAUGUGGAGGCCACCGUGCGCAAUCGCGUGCUCAGCAUGUUUGAGACUUUUCUGCCGCGGAACACCAAUCGCUCGGAGAUCGAGGCUAACCAAUAUCAGAUUUUGCGCCGCAAUUCGCUCUACUGGCGCAUCUACCUGCGCUGUCUCUCCGACACCAGGACCAGCUUCGAGCGGAGCAAAGAGUGCCUGGUGUCCGCCUUGGACGAGUGUCCCUGGGACAAGGCUUUGUACAUGGACGGGGCCAUCUAUGUGCCGCAGGAGCUGGCCCAUCUUCAGGACGUGAUGAUCGAGAAGCAGCUGCGCAUCUAUGCUCUGCCCGAGGAGCUGAAUAUCCUGCGAGGCUCCUAGACUUUAAACUUUGUUGUAUUAUUUAAAUA
This is a messenger RNA of Drosophila kikkawai, 2993 nucleotides long. Its product is annotated as nuclear exosome regulator NRDE2. The record is from RefSeq and is a predicted model, not a curated record. Gene Ontology annotation, biological process: regulatory ncRNA-mediated heterochromatin formation; negative regulation of RNA catabolic process. Gene Ontology annotation, cellular component: catalytic step 2 spliceosome. NCBI's taxonomy places the organism in Eukaryota, Metazoa, Arthropoda, Insecta, Diptera, Drosophilidae.